CAGAACAGACGAAGAGAGAGAGAGAGAGAGAGCUUUUAUUGUCAUACUUCAGCCAUGGUUACUCAGAGUUACCAGGAGGACAUGUAAACUAGCGGCUCUCUUAAAGAAGUGCUAAUCGAAUGAAUCUACAAGCAGGAGGUGACCUACUUUAACGCCCUUUGCACAUCUAUUCUAGCAUCUGUUUUGCUUCAGAAACGUCCCUGGAACUCGGGGGGACAGCUAGACGGCAAGCACAGGCACGUUCUAGGUGUUCCCAAUGGCCUCGGAAGUGACUGUUAGAGACUGUUUGAUCCAAAGUCAUGCAACUUUCACAUUGAAGCUCAAACUGUGACAAGUUACAGUUUCUUUACCUCCACAAAUGUUUCUUCUAAAACCUGGUGAAUGCCUCUGAACAGGAACUUACAACAGCAAAUGAGAAAACUCUCCAAUGAAAGGAACUAGGCGUUGGAUUUACUAUUUCACACUUUCCCUAAUAAUGGGAAUUGUAUUUCUAUACCACUGGUCAUCACAAGCCUCAAUGAAAAUCUGGUUUUCGAGGACCAGCGACAACAAUGGGACAACAGCAGAGAGUAUAUCUCCUUAUCAGGGUUCACCCUCUCAGUUCUUUGUGGAAUACCCUCACCCAUAUCGGUUCAUACUGGAUGAGCCAGACAGAUGCGGACAGGAGAGCCCCUUCCUGGUGGUCAUUAUCCCCGUCGCCCCUCAUAACCGAGAGGCCCGUGACAUCAUUCGCAGCACAUGGGGAGGACAGACGCAGGUGUUGGGCCAGCUGGUCACCUACUACUUCAUCCUGGGAAAGUCUAGAGCAGACAACAACACAGAGCAGCCUGAUGAACAGAUUCUAGCUGAAAGCCAGGAUCAUCAUGAUAUCCUCCAGAGUAACUUCUUGGACAGCUACAAAAACCUCACCAUUAAAACCAUGGUCAUGCUGGAGUGGCUCACCUCUCACUGUCCAAAAACCUCCUAUGCUAUGAAGAUCGACUCAGACACCUUCCUCAAUGUACACAAUCUUGUGGAGAUGCUCUUAAAAGCCCCCUGCAGGGACUAUAUGACAGGCCUGGUGGCAAGGGAUGCUAUUGUUCUUCGGGAUCCUUCCUCCAAGUGGUUCCUGUCUUUGGACAUCUUCCCUGAGUACUCUUACCCUCCAUACGCUCUGGGACUGGGCUACGUCUUCUCCCUGGAUUUACCCAAUCGGAUACUAGAGGCUUCUAGACAUGUAAAGGCGCUCUAUAUUGAAGAUGUGUAUGUGGGUUUGUGCAUGAGACAUGUGGGAGCACCACUGACAGACCCGCCUCACAACGGUUUGUUCAUUGUCAACACACCUCCUGAAAUUAACUUUUGUUACUUGGCCUCUGUUGUCGCAACCCUACUGAAAGACUCAAAGCAGAUCUUGGAUGUAUGGAAGGUUUAUAAGACUCAACCAAAGGCUGGGUGUUAGUACUCCAGAAUAUAGUGCCUUUUCUCCCUGCACUGUGUCCUGUAAGGUGGUACGAGUUCAUGCAGAGACUCAAUGACUACCUCUAAAGGUGCAAAGUCACUUUACACUUUAUAAAAAUUAAUAUGUUAAUAGCUCAGUCUGGUUGCAUACAAUUUUUUUUUAUUACAUCUAACUUGUUAUUCUUUAGUUUUACACUUUGUUUGGGCUCAGUUUGUUAGUAAAAAAAGCACUUCAUGGAUAUUUACAAUACGAGGUACGAUGCUGCGCCGGGGGUAAAUAAGGAAGUAGCCUACUGUGGCUAAACUAGUUAGCAACUUAUAGCAGCGUGUGGAAACGAGGGCCCCUGUAGCAGUGUUAAUUUCAUCAUCUUUUUUAAACUUAGUCACAAUGACAAAAAUCAAUUUUAGUGUUUCUCAUAUUUAG
This is a messenger RNA of Cyprinodon tularosa, 1861 nucleotides long. RefSeq names its product beta-1,3-galactosyltransferase 1-like. Gene Ontology annotation, cellular component: membrane. NCBI's taxonomy places the organism in Eukaryota, Metazoa, Chordata, Actinopteri, Cyprinodontiformes, Cyprinodontidae. The transcript has 5 exons. The coding region runs from base 428 to 1438 and encodes 336 amino acids. The record is from RefSeq and is a predicted model, not a curated record. Gene Ontology annotation, molecular function: N-acetyl-beta-D-glucosaminide beta-(1,3)-galactosyltransferase activity.